This is a messenger RNA of Toxorhynchites rutilus septentrionalis, 577 nucleotides long. RefSeq lists its product as uncharacterized. NCBI's taxonomy places the organism in Eukaryota, Metazoa, Arthropoda, Insecta, Diptera, Culicidae. The record is from RefSeq and is a predicted model, not a curated record. The coding region runs from base 44 to 544 and encodes 166 amino acids. Gene Ontology annotation, biological process: sensory perception of smell. Gene Ontology annotation, molecular function: odorant binding. The transcript is spliced from 2 exons.
AUAAAUAACAUUGGAGAGACUUGCGCUCGAACAGUGCGAUUCGAUGAUUAGCUUCGUCAAAUUCUGGAUCUGGGAGAUGUUGAGCGCACGUCAGUUCGUUGGCCUUGCCCUGAUCGGCACUUUGAUCCCGUUAACCCAAACGCUGACACUGGUGGAGAUGACCGACGUGGUAACGAAAUGCGCCCUGGGACAAAACUUCACCGAGGCCAGCAUUCCUGGUCUCCUCAAGGCUGAGUAUUCGUUCGAUCAAGCGACCAAAUGCUUUCUCCGUUGUAUGGGUCACGAACUGAAGGUGUACGAGGACGCUUCGGGAGUCCUGAUGAACGCCAUGUGGAUCCUUUUGCGCCCGGGUCGUAAGGCCGAAGAGGAAAACGAGUUCGCCGCAUCACACGCCAAAUGUCUUGAAGAAAAUUUGGCCAAAGUCCCGGCGGAUGAUUACUGCGAGAAGGCGUACGCGACGUACAAAUGUUUUGCCGACGAAUGGGUGGCGUUGGUAAAGGAGAUGAUUGUUGUACCUUCAGUAGACCUUGUGUUUGGGGUUUAAAAUGUGGAAAUAAAUGUACGAUUUCGAUAACAA